AUGAACGGCACCGAGGGCCCCAACUUCUACGUGCCCUUUUCCAACGUCACGGGCGUGGUGCGCAGCCCCUUCGAGCAGCCGCAGUACUACCUGGCUGAGCCCUGGCAGUUCUCCAUGCUGGCGGCGUACAUGUUCCUGCUCAUCGUGCUGGGCUUCCCCAUCAACUUCCUCACGCUCUACGUUACCGUGCAGCACAAGAAGCUUCGCACCCCGCUCAAUUACAUCCUGCUCAACCUGGCCGUGGCGGACCUCUUCAUGGUCUUAGGAGGAUUCACCACCACGCUCUACACCUCCCUGCACGGCUACUUCAUCUUUGGGCCCACAGGCUGCAACGUGGAGGGCUUCUUCGCCACACUGGGCGGUGAAAUUGCCUUGUGGUCCCUGGUGGUUCUGGCCAUUGAGCGUUAUGUAGUGGUCUGCAAGCCCAUGAGCAACUUCCGCUUCGGGGAGAACCAUGCCAUUAUGGGUGUGGCCUUCACCUGGGUCAUGGCGAUGGCCUGUGCUGCUCCUCCCCUCGCCGGCUGGUCCAGGUACAUCCCCGAGGGCAUGCAGUGCUCAUGUGGGAUCGACUACUAUACUCUGAAGCCCGAGGUCAACAACGAGUCGUUCGUCAUCUACAUGUUCGUGGUCCACUUCACCAUCCCUUUGACCAUCAUCUUCUUCUGCUACGGGCAGCUGGUGUUCACGGUCAAGGAGGCCGCAGCCCAGCAGCAGGAGUCGGCCACCACUCAGAAGGCAGAGAAGGAAGUCACACGCAUGGUCAUCAUCAUGGUCAUCUUCUUCCUCAUCUGCUGGGUCCCCUACGCUAGUGUGGCCGUGUACAUCUUCACCCACCAAGGCUCCGACUUUGGGCCCAUCUUGAUGACCCUGCCGGCUUUCUUUGCCAAGAGCUCCGCCAUCUACAAUCCAGUCAUCUACAUCAUGAUGAACAAGCAGUUCCGGAACUGCAUGCUCACCACGCUCUGCUGUGGCAAGAACCUACUGGGCGAUGACGAGGCCUCUGCCACUGUCUCCAAGACGGAGACCAGCCAGGUGGCUCCGGCCUAA
Psammomys obesus (fat sand rat) is the source of this 1047-nucleotide messenger RNA. RefSeq names its product rhodopsin (gene Rho). Lineage: Eukaryota; Metazoa; Chordata; Mammalia; Rodentia; Muridae. Gene Ontology annotation, cellular component: photoreceptor outer segment; membrane. Gene Ontology annotation, biological process: visual perception; phototransduction; G protein-coupled receptor signaling pathway. The record is from RefSeq and is a predicted model, not a curated record. The coding region runs from base 1 to 1047 and encodes 348 amino acids. The transcript is spliced from 5 exons. Gene Ontology annotation, molecular function: G protein-coupled receptor activity.